AAGAAAUUAAAAAAGAAAAGGAAAAACCAAAACUGGAAAUAAUUGAGGAGUUAAAAGGAAUUAAACGCACUACUGGUCAACAUCCUGGUGGCUUGUUAAUUGCUUUACCCAACACUGAUAUUAAUAAAUAUACCCCUUUAAACUGCCCUGCUGAUAAUCGACAGGCUGAUUUUUUGUCCCAAAUGUUCUUGAAAGUUGACAUUUUGGGGCAUGAUGAACCGACAGUUUUACAAAAAUUAUUCCAGUUAACCGGUAUUCCAGAAUUUGGCACCGAUUUUGUGCGAGGGAGAUUAUUAAGAGAUUUAAAACCGACUAAAUUUUCUCAACUAGUGCAAAUUUCCGGAUUUUCUCACGGAACUAACAACAUUAAGAAAGAAAUAAAAAGUAAGUUGAACGACCGUGAAGGAGAAUUAUAUUUUUCUAUUUUAAGCAAAAUCCAAUACAUUUUUCCCAAACCCCACGCUAUUGCUUAUACCAUGACUGCUUGA
Racocetra fulgida is the source of this 488-nucleotide messenger RNA. The record is from the annotation of a GenBank genome assembly. Lineage: Eukaryota; Fungi; Glomeromycota; Glomeromycetes; Diversisporales; Gigasporaceae.